Messenger RNA from Pecten maximus, 2201 nucleotides. RefSeq lists its product as uncharacterized. The record is from RefSeq and is a predicted model, not a curated record. The transcript has 2 exons. The coding region runs from base 578 to 1747 and encodes 389 amino acids. NCBI's taxonomy places the organism in Eukaryota, Metazoa, Mollusca, Bivalvia, Pectinida, Pectinidae.
UUCUAUAGAGGGGAUCAAACUUUACGAGGAAUAAAUGCUUAUUUUACGGGCCAUAAAAACUUCUUUCAGCAAGUUAUGGACAUAUAAGUGAUAGAAACAUGUUAAAUAUUCUUUUAUCCACAUUCAAAUAGAUUUUUCUUAAAAGUAAAAUGAUUGAACGAACGUUGAGUUCAACAUAAUAUAUCUCAUCGCUGAACAACAUGGAUUUAUAAUUUAUCCCCGACAUAGAUGUAGUUCACACCUACAGGGACUUAAGUAAACAAGCUGAGGACUUACAGAUUUAAUUUUGAGCUUUAAUUGAAACAGCAGAAGGAUAUGUCUACAUUUCAAGUAUUGGUUAGACUUUGUGAGAGGAUUAAAGUCGAUAAUCCAAAGUAAAGUUUCAGGGUAACAGACUAAACAUAACCGAGAAUUAACCUCCCCAGGUCUCCGGAGCUUGACAACUACUUGGUACAAGGAGAAUGGCAGUCCCCAGUAUAACACUGGACUCUACAGUAACUAGAUAGUGUACCAAGAGGACAAUGACAAUCUACAGUAAUUUUGUUGUGGAGAUGAUGUAGACACCAAUUACCGUACAAUGGCCUCAGCUACUGUGGUGAAUAACUUCACCACCCCACGAACCAAUUCAAUGUCCAGUGCACGACUGACCAAUACACCAUUGGCCAAUGUGCUACCAGUUUCACGAUUGACAAAUCGUACUGGCAGCAUGCUUGAUAUCAUAAACGUGGACGAUGACAUCACACACACUGUUGCCAACCUUCUGGAUGUGAGCAGAAACGAGUCUGAGGAUUAUGAAGAACUUCUGGAAAAUAUGGGCAAGACCCUUCAGGCUGAACGCAAUCUUUGGAAACAACGUCUGAAUGCAGCUAUGCACGAGAUUGAUCGUCAGCACAAACUCAUCAUUGGCCAUGAUACACUGGUCCAGGAACUGCGAUUUCUACUAUGUAUUGAACCUCCCCAGAAUUCUAAACCAGAGAAAAUUCUUGAAGAUGAAAUGUUACAGGACACUCUUUCAACAGAAACUGUAUUGCAAGACCUAAAAUUGAAGAUAAAACAUUUAAAACAGUUGGCAGGUGUCAAUGAAGAUAUACUGCCCAAAAAUCCAAAGGAGAAGAUGGCCAAAUACUCUGAACUUGACUUCAAAUACUUGAAAAAUGCAAUCGCAAAUCUUCACUGGGAGAAAGACUCUCUACAGUCUAAAAUUGAAGAAAGGGACACAGAAAUAUUGUGGCUGAAAGGUGAACUCAAAAACACCACGGGACAACUGACAAAAAUGCAAGACAUUGUCACCUCAUACAAUGCUUCUCACAAUGGCAUUGGUUUCCAUUUAGAGAAUAUGGAAAAUGAUAAUUUGUCGGAAAUGGAGAAAUCUUCCCGUCAAACGUGUAAGCAAUUAACUCCAAAACGUACGCCGAACACAAAGGAAAGGAAAUACAUAGAGGGAGAUCAGAUUGUGUCCUAUCCUGUAGGUAAAGAAGAAGUCGCUUUCUGGAAAACAAGACUGAAAGCUAAUGUUUACUCAAACAAGGGGGGUAACUCUCGAACAGGUGUAGCCCAGUGUCUCCGCUGUAACCGGCUAUUCAAGCCUUCCGAUAAUAACAACAAAGCAUGUAUGUUUCACAACAAAGGGAGAGAAAUUAAAGAGAUUUAUGGUGAAAAUGGCAAGAUACUGAAUGUCAAUUACAAGUGGGCAUGUUGUAAGAAAGGUCUAGAAUGUAAAGGCUGUAACCAUGGUUUCCACAUAUGAUUCUAAAAUACUUACCUACUGUAUUCCCUCCCUAACUAGGAUGGAGAGUCCAGAUUUUUUAUCCUAAAUUUAGACACAAUCAUCAUUAAGAUGUUUUUAUUUUCAAAAGUCUAUCAAAAACAAAAAACAAAAAAAAUCCAAUAAGUCCAGAAAAAUGAGCAGUUUCAAAUUUGUAGCUUAAAGGUGCUACACCUCCGACAAAUAGUAUUUCAUAUCCAUUAAAUACACGAAUGGACUUGUAUGUAUUUUUCUUCAGCAAAAAAAGUUUCCCAUUACGCUAUAACCACCCUCAGAAAUUGUCAUCUUUAAAAUUGAAAGAAUAAAAAUAAUUUAUUGCUUCCUGAAGAAAUCCCAUUUAGCUUCCCCUAUCGGAGGCUGCAUGGACAGGUGGAAUUAUAUGUAAAAUAGCUCCCCCUAUCGGAGGCUGCAUGGACAGGUGGAAUUAUAUGUAAAA